UUAUCUCUUUUAUCUUACCCUUAAAGUGCACAAAAAUGUUGAAGUAUUAUGCAGCAUUGCUCUCCCUAUCCUCACCUCCUCCUUCUCUGCCUAUAUUUCCCACUGGUUUUACUCUACAUUAUCCAUCUUCACUGAGUUUCUCCUCCUCAUCUAUCAAUGGCCUCAAACCGGCGGCCCGACGCCUUUCGGGCUCACUUCUGCAUUCUAGGAGGAGAGUUAUAUAUGAUGAUGACAAUGAAGAUGAAGAAGAAGAUGGGUAUAAUGCUGAAAUAGCAAUGUUGGAAGUUUACAGUCAGUCUGUUAAAGAUGAAGCUCUUCUUGUCAAGGCAGUUGUGGAUGAGGAGGAAGUUGAAGUCAUUAUCUUCAAGGGAUUUUCGUCAUCAUUGAGCUACGGGACUUCUCCGGAUCCUACCAAAAGUGUCCUUCCAGCAAAGGCAAAGAUUAAGUAUAUAGACAGAAUUAAAGGGCCAUUUAACCCAUCCAACAUUGAUUAUAUUGAAAGAGAUAUACCUUGGGAUGCUUUUAAGAGUUUACUUUAGCUAAUAUUUUAUUUUGUUGGUGAGAA
Ipomoea nil (Japanese morning glory) is the source of this 565-nucleotide messenger RNA. RefSeq lists its product as uncharacterized. Lineage: Eukaryota; Viridiplantae; Streptophyta; Magnoliopsida; Solanales; Convolvulaceae. The transcript has 2 exons. The coding region runs from base 36 to 539 and encodes 167 amino acids. The record is from RefSeq and is a predicted model, not a curated record. Gene Ontology annotation, cellular component: chloroplast.